AUGUCGCUAACGAAUUAUUAUUCUAUGAUGGGGCUCCAGAGCGACGAGCCGUACGGAGCACACUUCAUCCCGGGAGGUGUGCAGGGCGCGACGGCCAGCUGCUCCAAGCCAGUCCGCGGCGUUGAGGAGGAGGAAAGCCCGGGCUCUCACAUUCCGGAUUUCUCUCAUUUCUCAAACAAACAAACGGGUCUAAACGGUUUCUCUCCGUGGGCGAAUACAUCCACAUCCUCGUCGUCGUCUUCACCGCAGCUGCAGUCUACUAUCCCGGGGCUUUUUCAUCCACAUCCCCUCCUGAGCCACCAUCACCCGCAACACGCGUAUUAUGGCCCACAGUCGCACCCCGAGCACCUCGCCCCUGCUGCGGCGUCCGAGAGUCGGUUUGUCCGCUGUUGGGAGGGGGCUACUCCUGCGCAGGAGUCUGCGUUAACGCAGGCUUUCCCCGCGUGUCUCCCCCCGCAAAACGACCUCUCCAGUCCCACCGUGACGAGCUAUGAGGCGGUCAAACCCGAGAGCUCUCCGCCGUCCAACCCGAGCCCCGAGGAGUCCAGCUUUGCCAGUCCGAACGAAGUGGUCCUCGAGCGGCUUGGCACCGCCGAGGAGCUGGGGAGAAAACCUGAGCCCAAGAAGGAGAGCGAGGAGAGGAAAGCCCCGCCGCAGCCGCAGCAGUCUGAGCCCGAGAACCCCUCAGCCAGCUGGAUCCACGCCAAGUCCACUCGCAAGAAGAGGUGUCCAUAUACCAAACACCAAACCUUGGAGCUGGAGAAGGAGUUCCUCUACAACAUGUACCUGACCAGGGACAGGCGCCUGGAGGUAGCCGGACUCCUAAAUCUCACCGAGCGACAGGUGAAAAUCUGGUUCCAGAACAGACGCAUGAAGAUGAAAAAGCUGAUGAUCCGUGAGAGGAGGAGUAUCAACGAAUAA
Messenger RNA from Boleophthalmus pectinirostris (great blue-spotted mudskipper), 921 nucleotides. RefSeq names its product homeobox protein Hox-D9b-like. The transcript is spliced from 2 exons. The record is from RefSeq and is a predicted model, not a curated record. NCBI's taxonomy places the organism in Eukaryota, Metazoa, Chordata, Actinopteri, Gobiiformes, Gobiidae. Bases 1 to 921 code for a protein of 306 amino acids. Gene Ontology annotation, cellular component: nucleus. Gene Ontology annotation, molecular function: DNA-binding transcription factor activity, RNA polymerase II-specific; RNA polymerase II cis-regulatory region sequence-specific DNA binding. Gene Ontology annotation, biological process: regulation of transcription by RNA polymerase II; embryonic skeletal system morphogenesis; anterior/posterior pattern specification.